CCCACAGAUGAAUUGGCAAAUCUAAGUAUCCCACAGGUGUGAAAAACUAGGCAAAUUUAUAGUAAACAAUAGACAAUAGUUGACUGGCUUGUUGACAUUUACAGUAUAUUAAAGAUUAUGGUUCUGCUCCAGACCAUAAACUUUUUUCUAAAUGCUGAUUGGCUUGUUUAAGGUUCCUCCCACCAUUUUGCUAUUGUCAUUAAGGCACAGUAAGAUCAGAAGUCAGACAUUGUAAAGGACAUACACUAUGUAAUCUUCACAGGUGAGGGACACAGUUGCUAAUAAUGAUGGACAAUGUCUCAGUUGUGACAGUAUCCAUUCUUUCAGGUUUGAAUGAGACGCUGAGCCACACAUUUAUUCUUUUCUUUCUCGCUUUACUGUGUCAUUUUGCAAUUUUGCUGGUCAAUAUUUCUCUUGUGUUGUGAGGGGACAGACAACAUUCAAUUUUUACAAUCCAUGAUGGAUAAUGUCUCUGUAAUAACAAUGUUUUAUCUCUCAGGUUUAAAUGAGACAAUUAAUCACAGAUUUCUUCUCUUCUUUCUCACUUUAUUGUGUUAUUGUGCAAUUCUGCUGGUAAAUAUUGCUCUUGUUGUGACUGUCAUCUUGGACAAAAGCCUCCACGAACCAAUGUAUAUUCUGCUCUGCACUUUUUGCAUCAACGGACUUUACGGGACAGCAGGUUUCUAUCCCAAAUUUCUGUGGGAUCUGCUCUCUCCUGUUCAUGUCAUCUCUUACUCUGGAUGCCUCGUUCAAGCUCAUGUGAUGUACACUUACGCCUGUGGUGAUCUCUCUAUUCUUGCCGUCAUGGCAUAUGACAGAUAUGUGGCUAUAUGUCGACCUCUAGAGUACCACUGUGUCAUGUCCAGGCAAAGGGUUUUAAAGUUAGUGUGUUUCUCUUGGUUAACACCGUUCUGUGUUAUAGGCACAAACAUUUCUCUGACAGCACGGCUGAAGUUGUGCAGCCCUUAUAUCUCCAGACUCUUUUGCGUGAACUGGAUUAUUGUCUCGCUCGCUUGUUUCCGGGCUGAAACUCUUGUGAACAACAUUGUUGCAUACAUCACAAUACUCAUUUAUGUAUUUCAUGGUGUUUUCAUUGUUUGGUCCUACAUGUACCUCAUCAAAACGUGUGUACACUCAAUGGAAAACAGGGCAAAGUUCAUGCAGACAUGUGUGCCACAUUUGGUCUCCUUAACAACCUUUCUCUUUACUCUACUUUUUGAUAUCAUGACCAUACGAUACGGCUCAAAAGGGUUUUCUCAAACAUUUAAAAACUUUAUCGCUAUAGAAUUUCUUGUCAUACCUCCCCUCAUGAAUCCUCUCAUUUACGGUUACAAGUUGACCAAAAUUCGGAAAAGGUUUCAAGGUUUUUUCACUGCAUGUAUGAAAUGACUGUUGUCCUAAAAGCUUAUUUAGAAAGAUUCAUUACACCUUUAAAUGUCAAAUAUUAGCGGGUUUUCCUUCUUUAUCCAUUAGAUCUUGAACUCUUUUGAAUAAUGGUGAAUAAGUCUUGUUAUUUGAAAUAUAUUUUCAUAUGUAAUCUUUAUUUUUUUUCUACUUUCAGUGGAUUGUACAGGUAAUUGUAAAAUUUUAAUGUCAUAUAUCAGCUCAUCACUUGAAAAAAAAUUGUUAACACAUACCUUCGUACUACAUAAAUGCAUUUUGUAUUGAUAUUAUUUAUUUAAUUAUUGCAAAUUAAAGAAAAUCAACUUUUCCUCAUGAUUUCUUCUAAUGAUUGAAAAAGCAAACCUGUCAAGUAAGACACACAUUAAGCAUCUGGUGAAGAAAAAGGUCAUGAAAUUAUACAGGUAACUCUUCUUCAUUUAGCGGUGCACAAAGAAACUGAGGAAAUGCACUUUUUGUUUCCCUUUUUUCUGGAUUUUAUUUUAUUUUUUUCCAAUAUCACAAUUCAAAAUUGCAUGUUUUUUUUUUUAAGACUUAAAACUUAUCUUUUUACUCUAGACUUCAACUAGCUCGAUUUUAUUCCACCUGUGUUGUGUUUUAAUUACAUUUUUGGUUUAUUCAAAAAGUUAUAACAGGGUUUUGUGUCACCUUUCACCUCUCACACACAGAAACUCCACUAGUGAAAAGCUUCACACAUAGUCAAUGACUACUGUUGUAGCACCACCAUGUGGCCAUGUCCGAAAAGCAUUCUGCAAGUUUAUGAGGGGAGUUUGGCUCCCGUCACACCUGUGCAAUGGAAGAAGACAACGGCAGCAGCAGAUGCCCACAGAUACUUUCCCCUGGGAACAACUGAUAGUCGUCAUGAUGAUGCAGGACUCAUUCAGGCGGAUGAUACUGAAGAGAGAACUGGUUGUUUUUGGGAAUUAAAAAAGUCACGAGACAAAACAAAGUGGCUAAUAAUUCUCUAAUGCUCUUUUUAGGUUUAAAGGUCCAAUGUGCAAAAUUUAGAUGUGGGGGAAACACGUGCAGAAGCAAUAUUCAACCAAUAUAUAUAUAAUGCAGGAAAGGACAAUCGGAUUAAUAAAUAACGCAGGAAAGCAAGAAAUAAUGUACUUUUAAAAAAAAUUAAUUUAAAAAAUCCAAAUGUGCCAGGACAACUUUAAAAAGUAUGUAGUAUGUGUGCUAGUAAAAACAUAACAUAACACACAACAUGCGACUUUACUAAUAAAUGCUGCAAAAUUUUGACACACUGUACCUUUAAAUAAACAUUUUUGAGAUCUGUUCUGUAUUUAUGGUUAUUAGACUUUUUUAUUGUAUCAUUAUCAUUUUUGCCGUUAUAAAGCAAUGACACAAAUGUUCUUCAAAACACAUUAAAUGUAUGUAGACCAUACAAUAAAUGGCUGUUUUCAAUUACACUAUUAUCAACAAAACUGCAUAUGUUGCAAUAAUGAUUAAUCCUCUGUUUCAUCUUA
This is a messenger RNA of Solea solea (common sole), 2873 nucleotides long. Its product is annotated as olfactory receptor 5AR1-like. Gene Ontology annotation, molecular function: G protein-coupled receptor activity; olfactory receptor activity. NCBI's taxonomy places the organism in Eukaryota, Metazoa, Chordata, Actinopteri, Pleuronectiformes, Soleidae. The transcript has a single exon. Gene Ontology annotation, cellular component: membrane. Gene Ontology annotation, biological process: G protein-coupled receptor signaling pathway. The coding region runs from base 457 to 1389 and encodes 310 amino acids. The record is from RefSeq and is a predicted model, not a curated record.